Molecule: messenger RNA, 1443 nt
Organism: Lodderomyces beijingensis
Lineage: Eukaryota; Fungi; Ascomycota; Pichiomycetes; Serinales; Debaryomycetaceae
Source: the annotation of a GenBank genome assembly
AUGGUAGAAGCAAGGCAUAAGCGAAGACCAGACUUUAAUGAAAGAUACUACAUUGCGCGCUCCACUGAGGGUUUCUACAGUAACUUCAACAUUGUUGCAAAAUACAACAAACACGUUCCCAGGACCCUACUUUCACUUGCAUUGAGGAACUUGGUAAGGCAAAACAGUUGGUUUACACACAAUUUUUACAAGGAUGCUGGAUCUGAUAGUGCUGCUAGCAACGGGCACAACUGGACCCUCCAAAUUGUCGACCAGAUCCAUUUCCACGAUGUGGUCACUUAUAGGCAAAUUGACCAAUUCAACGGCCUGACCUUGGAGGAAAUCAACAAGUUGGGCUUUGGGAUGAAUGUGCCGAAUGUUCCUCUUUGGAGAAUCAUUGUCUUUGAAGAAAAAAUCAGCGGGGAGCAGUUAAUUUGUGCGUAUUUCGAUCAUUCUCAAUUCGAUGGUUUGUCGGGCGUUCAGUUUCAAAAGGAUUUGGCUAGGGAGCUUGCCCUCGCGAGUCAAACAGCCGCAAAAGACCAGUUUGAAGCGGUAAUAUUCAACUAUGAAAGAGAUUUGAAAUAUCUCCCCAAAGUGGUGAUCCCAGCAUCGGAGUCCGUCACGGAUUUGUACACUCCGCCACUCACCACGGUCAUCAAUCACCAUCUAGGUGCCUACCUCCCAUUCUACAAACGCGUUUACGACUGGGUUUACACUCCUUCAACAGCCAAAGAGUUUGUAAACCCCAACCCAGUUCGAAAGGACCUCAGCACCAAGUAUAAGAUUUUCAAGUUUGACGCCAGUUUAAUGGCACAAGUGACGCAAUUCUGCCGGGCCCACAAGUUAACAGUAUCCUCGUACCUCGACGUGAUUGUGAUCAAGGCCUUGCAGGACUCGGUUUUCAAAGCUGUCUAUGGAACAGACGAGUUCACGAGCAAUUCCUAUGUCGCCAUCAAUGGCCGAAGGUACUACUCGCAAGAGAUUCAAAAUUUCAGAUACGGCACCAUGGUUUGCGGCGAUAGCAUCUACCUCGCGCCAGUGAGAGACCUGCUUCAAGCAAUGAAGAAGUUCUCCAAGCAGCUCUGCGACCACAUUGGGACUCAAAACUCAUUCAAAAUCACCGGAAUGCUCCAAUACCAGAAUGCAUGGCAAUUUUUGUAUAAUAAACUAGGCAAAGUGGGAGCUAGAGCCGCGUUGACAUUGUCAAACUUGGGCAAAGUCAAGGACUCUAAUGACAUUUUCCAGUUUAAGGAAAUGUAUUUCGGUGCUAAUGCCGGAGUGAUGUAUAACUUUGUCACCAACGUGACUUCAUUACCCAGUAAUGAGAUGACGGUGGUGUUUGGGUACUUGCCAGAAUUCGAGGCGUACACCAUCGAUGGGGCGAAUGCAGUGGAUAAAUUUGCGGAAUUGUUGGAGAGAUAUUUCAAAGACGGUGUUGUGAUGGAUGCCAAGUUCAAUAGCUAA